AUGAAUUUAAUGUAAAAUCUUAAGCUGCAAGGUAUUGCCACAAAUCAUGCAAUAAUACCACCUCUACCCACUGGAAACCUGCCUACAAGCAACAAUAAAAUAGAAGACUAUCGAUGCUAGCUUAGCUUGUCAAUAUCUACUUUCAGGAAGUCUUAACAUGGCAGGUUAGCAGAUAAUAAUGGGCAUAGUGCUGGCAAUAAUAAUGACAUCAAUCAUCACUUAGUCAAUAAUGGUGUUGUUGGGCCACCCAGCGUUACUAGUAAUCAUAAAAUAUUGCAUUAAAACGCCCUCGUUAACCACUCUCAUCUGUCUAACUAUGACACUAACAAGCGAAAUGAAAAUCUGCUGAAGGUCAAAUUUGAUUCACUUCUUAAUAAGAAACUUGACGAUGACUUCCUGGAUAUUGGAAUCAUUAAUAACAACAAUACCACGAAUAGAUCUUCAAUACUAGGAGGAAGAAUAAGUAAAUAGGUCAACAGAAGAUUUUCUGAUUCGGUAGACUUGAAUCUGAUUAAAGAAGCCAGGAAAAGCAGACUCAAUUCUUAAGGUUAAAGAUAGAAAACCUAAUUAAAAUAACUCAAAAGAAAAUGGCAGUCAUCAAUAGAGCCAGAAUCCCCUGGAGAUAUAUUGAAUCCCACUGUCCCAAAGGUAAUGUAUGGUAAUAAAAAACACAGUCGUAUAAAGUCUCUCUGUCCUGGUGGAGAGGAUAGCAAGAGAUACAUGAGUCAUUAGGGAUAAUAGAAAUAAUACAAGUUACAAUCAAAAUUACUCUCAUAUGCAAAAUUACCCGCAGCCAUUGCAAAUAAAGUCAAUAUUUAAGACAAUUUUUUCGCUGCAGUAGUAAAUAUCACAGUUUAAAAAGAGAAUCAAAGAAUUGUUGAAUUAAAAUAAAGGGAAAGAGAGAACUAUAACUCAUUGGAAUAGUUCUAUGUCAGAACAUUGCAAUAAAUUAAAAAGGAGCAUAGCGAGGAAGUUGAGGAGAUUUACUCUAUACUGUCUGAUAUGUCUAAAGAUAGCAUGCAGCUUAAAGAGGAAAAUGACGACAUGAGUCUAAGAUACAGACGUAUCUUGGAAGAACAUCAGAGGCUGCUAGAUAAAUAUGAUCAAAUUAAUAAUCUAGUCAACUCGAAAGAUGAAAACAUUCUGGUUAAGAUUAUGGAGUUUGAGUAGAAAAUAAGAGAAUUAGAAUCACAGAUCAUAGUGUCUGAAAAAGAAAAAGAGAGACUAGCAUAGGAUGUGGAGUAUUACAAGAUUAAAUCUGAGAAAAGGUUCAAAAAGCUGAUCACAUAUGAGCGGAAAUACUUUAAUGUUGAUAUCGAUGUACUUCAUUAAAAAGUAAACUUUUUCCAGUCUAAGUUCGAGCUCACAAAGUACAAGAUAGCUCAGUUCAUUAGUAAAUUCGGCGAUUAGCUCCCUCUUACUGCCUACUUCGAAAGUAGAGAGUAUAAGUUACUAGAAAAAGCUAUUGAUGAGGGUGCCAUGUUUGAUCCCACUGAUGUGUAGAACUUGAUGGGUGAUAAUCUGCUGUAGUAGCAAAACAAGGAGAUCUAUGAUGUGAGCGUCGAAAGAUAAGAUUAUGAGGACCAGAUUAAGUAACAUAAUAUCCUAUUUGAGAAUAGCUUUUGA
Molecule: messenger RNA, 1626 nt
Organism: Stylonychia lemnae
Lineage: Eukaryota; Ciliophora; Spirotrichea; Sporadotrichida; Oxytrichidae
Source: the annotation of a GenBank genome assembly